Molecule: messenger RNA, 1192 nt
Organism: Mastomys coucha (southern multimammate mouse)
Lineage: Eukaryota; Metazoa; Chordata; Mammalia; Rodentia; Muridae
Gene: Apof
Product: apolipoprotein F
Exons: 2
Coding region: 50-1006 (318 amino acids)
Biological process (GO): cholesterol metabolic process
Source: RefSeq, a predicted model, not a curated record
AGGAGGACUGGAGGAGCUACCAAAGCUGUCCGGGGGCUCUUACUUCUCAAUGGCUGGACUAUAUGGGUACCUCCCACUCAUGGUGAUGUCAAUCCAGCUGCUUUGCUAUCUCCUGCUGGGUCCUGUGGAUGCCACUUCACACACAGAGCCAACAAGUGUCUCUAGGAUGCUCCCUCCCCUGAAGUCGGGAUACCAGAUGACGACCUCAGACCCCUUGUCCUGCCAGAUGCUGCUCCCAAAGUCCCUGCCUGGCUUCACUCACAUGCCCCCUGUCUCCAAAUUCCUGGUAGGCCUGGCUCUAAGGAACGCUCUGGAGGAAGCUGGCUGCCAGGCUGAUGCCUGGGCUCUUCAGCUUCAGCUCCACCGAUUAGGAGGGGUGGAGGCUACACAAGCCCUCAUCCACCACCUCCAAGAGCUCCAGAAAGGUGGACACACAGACUGGAAAGUAUCUGUGGAUGCCCUAUCCUGUGCUCUACAGCUCUUAGCCCGGGAGCAGCCAGGUCCAAAGAGGGCCAAACGUUCGAUUUCUAACACAGACUGUGAGAAUGAUAAGGAACAGAGAGUGCACAAUGUGGUUGACCUGCUGCCAGCAGUAGGGACCUACUACAACCUAGGCACAGCUCUGUAUUACGCCAUUAAGAAUUGCUCUGACAAGGCCAAGGAACGGGGUCGAGAUGGGGCCAUAGACCUGGGUUAUGAUCUUUUGAUGGCCAUGGUGGGUGCAUCUGGGGGACCAGCUGGUGCGGUAAUCACUGCUGCUCUUAAGCCAGCGAUGAAGGCUGGGGUUCAGCGGCUGAUCCGAUAUUAUUAUGAUGAGAAAGAGGCGAUCACCCCUCAGCCAGAGGUGACCACCCCUCAACCAGAGACCGGGAGGGAUACAACCACAGAUAGCAGUGAUGUGGCAGAAACGACUAUGUCCAAUUGGGUGUCAGAAGUUGAAAGUACAACUUCUAACUGGGAGUGGCCUUCAUUAAAGAACUACGGUGUCUUGGCAUUCAAGAGAUAGUAACAGAACAACAAAUAAGUGGAAAAUUCUAACAAGAGAAGUGUAGAUGGAUGGAUGGGUGGAUGUUGGGAUGGAUACUGUCUUCAUUUGCCAGUGCUUUCCUUCUUGAGACUCAGAUUUUAUACUCUAAUGGGGCAAACUUUCAUCUGCACAAGUGAUUAUAGAAAUUAAAAGUGGCAUCAUGAA